AUGGCCCCCCUCACGGAGAAGGACCUCGAGCAAGUCGAAAUCUCCCCGGAGCCGAGCUCGCGCCCCUUCCUUGCCCGCCUGUCUCCCAAGGACGAGCGUGACGAUCCAAUCGACUCGCCUUUGCCUUCACCCGCUGUCGCUGCUACUCCUCGGUCGUCCAAGCCCCAGCUGUCGGCAACGACGAUCAUCCCCGUCUGGAUCGCGCUCAGCUCGGCCGUCAUCAUCUACAACAACCACAUAUACAAUACCAUAGGCUUUAAGUAUCCUGUAUUCCUCGUGACAUGGCAUCUCACGUUCGCGGCCAUCGGUACGCGUGUGCUGGCGCGCACUACUCACCUGCUUGACGGCGCAAAAGACGUCCACAUGACGAAGGACAUGUUCAUGCGCUCCAUCCUGCCCAUCGGCCUCCUCUUCAGCGCCUCGCUCAUCCUCUCCAACACCGCCUACCUCUACCUCUCCGUCGCCUACAUCCAGAUGCUCAAGGCCUUCGUGCCCGUUGCCAUCCUCCUCAUCUCCUGGACGUUCCGUAUUCAAGAACCGAACCGGAAGCUCGCGCUCAUCGUCUUCAUGAUCUCCUGCGGCGUCGCCCUCGCGUCCCGCGGCGAGCUCCGCUUCAACCUCGUCGGCUUCCUCACCCAGGCCGCGGCGGUCGUCUUCGAGGCGAGCAGGCUCGUGAUGAUCCAGGUCCUCCUGCACGGGAUGAAGAUGGACCCGCUCGUGUCGCUGCACUAUUACGCGCCCGUGUGCGCGCUCAUCAACGUCCUCGUGAUUCCCUUCACGGAGGGUCUCGCGCCGUUCUACGCCAUCAUGGAGGGACAAGUGGGCCCCCUCAUUCUUCUUAGCAACGCGUCCAUCGCGUUCCUCCUCAACGUUGCUGCCGUCUUCCUCGUUGGCGUCGGCAGCGGCUUGGUUCUUACCCUUGCUGGAGUGUUCAAGGACAUACUGCUCGUUACCGGUUCCGUGCUAAUCUUCGGAACCACCAUUACGCCGCUCCAGAUUUUUGGAUAUGCAAUUGCUUUGGGUGGCCUUGUCGUCUUCAAGACCACGGGCGGCAAAUAG
Punctularia strigosozonata HHB-11173 SS5 is the source of this 1059-nucleotide messenger RNA. Its product is annotated as TPT-domain-containing protein. The record is from RefSeq and is a predicted model, not a curated record. Gene Ontology annotation, molecular function: antiporter activity. Gene Ontology annotation, cellular component: trans-Golgi network; Golgi apparatus; endosome. NCBI's taxonomy places the organism in Eukaryota, Fungi, Basidiomycota, Agaricomycetes, Corticiales, Punctulariaceae. The transcript is spliced from 5 exons. The coding region runs from base 1 to 1059 and encodes 352 amino acids.